Vitrella brassicaformis is the source of this 6097-nucleotide messenger RNA. The record is from the annotation of a GenBank genome assembly. Lineage: Eukaryota; Vitrellaceae.
CCUCUCCGCUCCGCUCGUCCCAUACACAAAUGUAUAUACACACGGACACACGGACAGACACCUGCCCCCCCUCCUCUCUCUGUACACACGACACUUGCCUGAUCAUAUAUCCGAGACGCCUUCAUUGGUAUACGUGUGGCGCGCAUGUGAUAUGCAGAGACAGACAGACAGACAGACAUCCGUGUAGGGUCGGAUGGAUCCAGAUGGAUGCAGCGGACAAACAUCAGCAGGGAGCAGGCAAGGAUGAGAAAGACAUGUGUAUCGACACACACACACACACACCUCUCACACGUAUACAGACAGACAUCGGACAAGAGGAAGGACAGCUCAGGGACUAGGGCAACAGAGAAAAGAGUGACAUCCAUCGGAUGAAUCAAUCGGCGAGUGGGAGAGCGUGCGUGUUGAGCGAGUGAGUAAACUACAUCGGCUUAGAUAUCAGGAUAGCUAGCUACAGGUAGACAGCCCCCAUCGAUGGGUGACUUCAACAAAACGACCCUGCUCUCUCUCUCCCCUGUUGCUUUUUGUGUACACAGCUACAGCAGCAUCCGUAUCGAUACCCUCAUGAGUGGUGAGUGAGUGACUCAGAUCAUCAUCUCUCCAGGAUUCCCCCCCCGCCCGCUCCAAUGCAGACAAAAAUCGUGACCACUCGCAGCAAGCAAGCCAUCCAGACAGACAGAACGUGACAUCAGCCGAUCAAGCAUCACAAAAUUGAAGAAUACACACAUACCCACACACAUAUACGGGCAGACAGACAGACAGACAGACAGCCAGAGAGAGGAACACAGACGGGUAGAGAUACAUGCGCCAGAAGUAGAGGUAGGCAGGGCUCGCGGCCAUCAUACACAUCGAUCGAUCGAUCGACCGACGUUCUCAGAAGGGCAUCCACCUGGAGGUGACGUACUGGAGACUGGCGUCACCUCCUCCGAUCCCCUCCCUGUCCACCACACUGCAAGUCUCCGCGGCAGCCCCUCCACGCUCCCUGCUGCUUCUAUCUGCCGCCACCGAUGCUGCUACGACGUUGUCAUCGCCCCUCUCCUCCUCCUUGGCGCCACUGCUGCUACUGUCGUCUCUUGUCGGGCCAUCCUGGCCCUUCUGCCGCUGCCGACGCACAACGCGGUGCUCCCGAUGGCCAACAACGGAGGGCAUGAGUCGGUGUCGUCUCCCACGGCCAGCGCCGAAUGUUGGGGGAUGGAACGGGGUAAGGGAUGGGGAGGGAGACGGGAAUAUGUCACGCCGGCCAUCGAAUGAGCGAGAGGUCGAACUGUUGUCGUCCUGUUGCCUCGGGCGGUGUGCGAAGACGAACAGGUGUGGGGUCAGGUGGGGGAAGAGCGUGGCGACCAGGCAGUCAAAGACGUGGAAGGCCAGGUUGGUCAGCAGCACGGGGUGGGUCACAAACUCGUACACGUCGAGAAUGCCCUCGACCACCGCCUGGCGGCUGAUGACGCGCUGCGUGACGACCGACUCGGGCACCACACACUGAUGCAAGAUGUCCCUCGCUUGGCCAAGCGACAGCUUCCGCCCCUUGACCGCUGCCCUCUCAUCGGCGGCCGGUGACACCACCGGCGGCCGAAACGUCGCUCCCCUGGGCCACAAGACCUCCUUACACUGGCUCAGCAGGCGCCCGAUAGAGUGCUGAGAAGUCCAUAGGACGAGGUGUCUGCGGACAAGGCGGCUGAUAGGCGCCUUGACGACGGCAGCUAGCAACUGGAAGGCCAGCUGGUGCAGGGUCAGCAGCCGGAUGGUCCGCUGGCUGUCGUUGGCAGACCUCCCAGUGGUGAAAGCGUGGGCGCCGCGUGUGGCUUGCGGGAUGGCGAAGAUCUCCUCCAAAAGGGCGAAGAGGGGGUUGAGGAGAGAGGGGUCUUGCGCCUCCAGCUGGCUCCUGCAGACAGACAGACAGACAGACAGGAAAGGAAGGCAGUCUCUCGAGAUUGAGGUGCGUACGCCUCUGGGCUUACACGUAGGCCGCUUGCCGCGCCAUCAGGGACCUCUCGCGGCGCUUGAGCACACGCUCACGCUGACGGAGACGCUGCAAAGGCAGGCAACAUAGAUCACCCACACAACGAGUGCGCAUAUCACAGUCACCACUUCCCCUCAUGUGCAGUGCAGCCACUCACCUUUCGUCUCCCGAGCUGAUGUCGCGCGUAUCUCAGCUGGUCUCUGGUGUAGGGCGACGGCACGCCAGCCAUCCCGCAUAUGUCCCGAUGGCCGUCAGACGCCGAUGCGCUCCGCACGAGUGAUGGCGGGAAGGACGGCAUGGAGGGCGACAUAUGCAGGGGCUGGUGGGACCGCUGCAGCCUCAACAGCGACUUCUCCUUCUUGUAGAGAAACCUCUCGCGACACGUUAGAGCCCGCUGCCACUCGACCAGCAUCAGCUUCUCCUCCACAUCGUCUACUUGAAGCUCACGAGCCUCCAAAACCUGAAUGAAUUACAGAGGCAGAGAGAGAGUGCGUUCACCGACCGUUCCCGGACCAUGUGUGUCGUGUGUCUCACCCGGAGCCAUUUGGUGAGUAUAUCCGGAUCGCCGUCCUCGAGAUCGUGCACCAGGUCGAAGUCAAAUGACGACGAAGAGCAUGUGAAGCGGCCCCUCGCGUCACCCACACCAACCCCCAGACCGCCCUCCCUCUCCGACGAAGCGGCCGGGUCACUCGUGCUGGUCGACGACACAGACGAAAACGAGUACGAAAGGGGCAUCGUGCCCCUCACUGGUGCGGCCAGCGGCGAGUCGGGGGGCGUGAGGGCUCCGCCCACACGCGACAGAUGGUCGCUCUCAGACAUCGAUCGGUCCAGGGGUAGGGGCGACGUGUGUGGGGGUGUGCCCAUGGGGUCCUCCUUGACACUCCACGUCGACAGCGGCACACCGGUGGGGCUGGCCAAUGGGUUGGCCACAGGGGAUGACGGCGGGGGCGGGGGGAGGGGUGCCUCGGGCGGGCAGCAGGUCAUUGACGAUGCGAUGAUGUGCAGUGGUGGGCUCUCUGGCAGCGUGCUGGCUUCGGAUGACGACGGGUGCGGCCACUGCCGCUUCCCUUGGGGCGUGGGAGCCGACACACUGGGGAAGUCCUGCAUGGUGAUGACGACGAAGCUGCCGUCACUGUCGUAGCCCUCGCUGUAGACACCGCCCACCACCUGCUGCCUCCCGCCGUCAUGAUUCUCCGAACCAGACACGCUACAUGACGAGCACCCCAAGGGGAGCCCACGCAGCGAGUCGCACGCGGGAGACGACACCGACUCCUGCCCUUCGUGGUUGGCCGUGUCCGCCCCCCCUUGCUGCUCGUGCUUGGCGACGUCCUGGCUGGCUACUGGCGACGUGGCCUCAUUGUGAUCCGCCUCAGCCUCAGCCGUUUCUAGCAGUGGCGGCAGGUGGUGUGUGGCGUGUGUGAGGGGAAUGGUGUUGGGCGGCUUGGAACCCAUAGCGAUGCGCACGUCGCUGGGCGUGGCGGAGAGGAACCGCCACAGCUCGGCACACGGAGGGGAGCCGCCAAGCAGGGGAUGACUCAGCAACGCCUGACCCAUACCACAUACACACAAGCAAGGAAUAAGGGGAAAAGCAGGCGACUUCAGUGGAUCUCUGCCUUGCAUACACACCGCACCUGCAUGAAGUCCUCUAGUUCCUGCCCCCUCCUCACGGCCGCCUGCUUCGGGUGCCAAAAUCUCUGCAGCGGAUGUCUCCCAGGCACCCUCAAUCCCCCACGCACGCUUGGAUGUGCCCGCACGAGUGCCGCAUAGAGCCGCUUGAACUCGCUGUACCGUCGCAACACCACCCACUCCUUGCUGCUCGUGUGCACCCGCACGUGGAACUCCACAUGAGGGUCCACAAAACUGCUCACGCGCGUGAAGGCCACCACCGACGCCCGGAAGUCGCGUGAAGGCCAUCGAUGGACGCCGGCGGCCUGCAGCUGUGCGAGGGGAGGUCUGGUCCGCAGCAGCAUGGCGAGCUUCUCUCGCACUUCCUGCAUCCGGAACAGCCGGAGGGACGAAGGGGCGGGUGGCUGUGCCUUGAGUGGGAGGAGCGUCUGGAGCGUGCUCAGGAGGGGAGGGAUGGGGGACGACAGCCGGGGCUGCACGGGGGCUGUCGGACCAGCAGCGGCAGCAGGGGCGUCCGUCGCAUCACCGCCACUCGUCGGCUGAGACGCCGUCCCUGCAGCAGCUGUGGUCGAUGCCGAUGGAGCCCAUGAAGCAAACAGCUGCGUGACGGACCCCAUCCACGAUGCCGACGACGACGAGGCCAGCACCUCCGCCUUGGCCCCCUUGUUGUCUCCCUCUGCCGGCUGGUCGCCGUGCUCGGAACAGGGACACACCUCCGGGCACGUGCAAUCGUCAUGCUCGGGUGUCUGCAUGUCCCAUUCUCCAGCCCUCACGGCCGCCUCAUCGCUCUGCUCGUCGGGCGAGUCGACCAUCGAUGGCAUCGGGAAGAGCGGCGUGGUGGGGGGCGCUGCGGGCGGGGGCAGAGGGGGCACCGCGCUGGCCGGGAAUGCCAUCUCUGACACUGCCCUCGAACGCCGGUCGGGAGAGUUGUUGCUGUGCGUCCAGCAGCCGCUGCUGCUGCCCGUGUCCAUGGCCAUGAAGGAGCCGCCGGCGCCACUGAGGCGCGUGAGGCCCAGCAGUUGGAAUAUGCCGGUGGAGAAGCCCGUGGCUGUGCUUGUGGGGGGCUGGUCGGCGUGGUUGGCAGAGAGGCUGCGAGUGAGGCCUGGGAGGGGUGGGGGAGGGCGGAGCUGCUGCUGCUCCUCCUGCAGGGUGAUCAGGUAGUCCUCCAGAUAUGAACCGUCUGCAGACAAGGGAAUGAACCAACCAUGGCACCGAAUGAAGAAAAGGAAACUCAGGGGUCACUCGCAUUUCCGGAUUUGCUCACCACAUGCAGCGACGAGAGGGAUGACGAUGUUCUGCGCUACUAUCUCGGCGACCAGCUGCUGCACAAGGGGCGAGCACCGCGCGUCGCCCGACAGAGUGCCGCUGACGCUCGAUGCCGAUGACUCCCGAGAAACAACGGGACCGUCACCGCGAAGCAAGUCCCCCACUAUCGACCUGACACACCGAUAUUGACACACGACAGAGCAAGUUGCGACAGAGGGCAGAUGAACCAGUCAUGUGUUUCAUCUGCAGCGUAUCGUGGCGUGGAUUAGAUCCCACCUGCAGACCAGCCGCGCAUAUUCCAGCUGCUCCUCCUCCCCAUACGCAGCCACAUGAAGCCUCCCGGCCCCCUUCACACCCGCGCCGCCCCGCUUGUCUCCCACUGCGGCCCUGUCCCAUUCGGCCACAAUCAGCUCAUCGAUGGUCCGCUGCACGUCGCCGGUGUUGGCUCUCGAUGCCGACGCCACCCGCCUGGCCCGCUGCCUGACAGCUCGGAAGUGGCGGAAGUGCUGGGUGAAGAUCGACAGCGUCUGCCGCAGGAUGAACGACUGGCGGUUGAGCCUUGGGCCGGCCUGGGUCAGAUUGAAGAGGACCGUAUUGAAGACGCCGCCCAGAUGGGACAGGAAGGGGUCACUGCUCCAGGGGCCGUCGUCACGAUCGUUGCCACUGAACCAACGGCACACGACAGACACAGCAGUUCCAGAUAAACAUCUCCACAGGUCUGUUCUCGCGUACGUACCUGUCAGCCCCAUCAGAGUCUUCCCGCUGGUCGUCCAUCGACACCAUCGAGUACCAUGACUCCACAAAGUCCCGCAGCACGAGGGCUUUGAGCGACCGCAGCACCUGACCCAGCUGACCGUAGUCGUCGAGAAAGGUGUCGUCCCGACUGCGACGGAUCAGGUCGUCGUUCACCGGGGCGGCAGGCGGGGUGGCCUUGUCGCUGCUUGGCGUCUGCCGUCGGGCCAGCUUGCGCCUCAGGGCUGCCACAUCAGCAGCAGAUGGCUGGGCGGCUGUCUGUGCCUUGAUGGACGUGAGAGAAACGACGACCAGCAGGGCUGUCGCAUAGAGCGAAGGGGGAAUGAGGCCCGUCAAGGUGACGACCGCAUAGACCAGGGCGCUCCCGCCUCCCACUACGACUACCACGAGUGCCAUUGGCAGCCGAUGCCACAUGCUCAACAGGGUUCUUCGAGACAGCUGCGGUCCCAAGUAUUUGGUCGUGUGAGCAGGCGGCGCCCUCAAGCGGCAGGCGCC